GCGACCGUGAGGCUUCAGAUGUGCAAGGCUACACAUAAGUUCUACGAGCAGUUCGGUAGAACGUUGUAAUGUAGACAUAACCGAUAUUGUGCGAACGGGAGGCGUGCGAUACUUGGCCGUGAUUCAAAGCGCUAUAACUUGGCAUACGGAAUCUUGGUAUUAAAUAAGUACACGAUAAAAACGUGAACAGUGCUCGUGGCUAGGGAAUAUACAUGCAUUGGUUAAGAAGACGUUUACGGCAACGAACAUUACUACGCAGGUAAACACGUUCUCUAUGAAAUAUUGACGUCGGCUGCUGGCGUCAACAGUAUGAACAUGCCUCGGUCACCGAUCUCAAGCACCUCGGACAACCUCCGGCAGCUGAAUCUGAAGGACCAUUACCAGCUAAUCCGAGACUUAGGCAGGGGAACGUAUGGGAAAGUUGUCUUGGCAAAAUGCUUGGAAACCGGGACUCACGUAGCGCUAAAGGUGCUACCGAAAAGCACAACAAAAUUACGGGAAUUUCAAAGAGAAUUUCAGUACAGCUAUUUUCUGUCACCCCAUAGUAACAUUGUAGACUCGUACAACGUUGCGUUUGAGACUAGAAGUUCGUAUGUUUUCGCCCAGGAAUAUGCUCCGAUAGGUGAUUUAUUUGAUGCUAUACCGCCUCAGGUUGGCAUGAAGGAAAAAGACGUGAAAUCGGUUGUGAAACAGAUUGCUUCAGCUUUAGAAUUCAUGCAUAGUAAACAACUCGUGCAUCGUGAUAUCAAACCAGAGAAUAUUCUAAUUUUUGAAGACGACUUUAAUAAAGUAAAAUUAAUGGAUUUCGGAAUGACAAGAAAGGAUGGGACUGUGAUACGAAAGACAAAUGGAAGCAUUCCUUAUACGCCCCCGGAAAUUUGUGAAGCCGUCCGAAAUGAAAAUAUAACCGUCGCGGCAAAUGGAGAUGUCUGGGCGUUUGGAGUGCUUUUAUUCUGCAUGUUAACCGGUAAUUUCCCUUGGGAAAAUGCAGAUAUAGGCGAUGUAUACUUCAGUGAGUUUAUCACAUGGCAGCGAAGAAAAACGUCAAAGGUGCCCUCACAAUGGAAGAGAUUUACAUCGAAAUUUCUCAGAUACUUUAGAAAAUCUUUAGACAUUAAGCCUGACAGGCGUUGCGAAGUGAAAGAAAUUAAUAAAUAUCUACAAGACAACUGGCUCUUACCUAGCAGAAUUUCAGGCGAUUCCACUUCAGAUGAUGAUGAGGAAGAGAGCGUUUCGAACAGUGACCAAGGUGAUAAGUUGGCGCUGAUUCUACAAAAUCAUGGAAUUGAUACGAAAGUAGAUAAACGGCUGAGAGAUGUAAGAAUUUCAGAAUGGUUGCUUUCUUUGUGACUGUCGGAAAGAGACCAGUCUUACUUCCAAGAUUGUUUUGCGAAGAUUAAGUGUUUUAUUCAAGAAAACUCACAAGUUUGGUCUUUGGUGGUUAUGUUGACAUUUAUAAGUAUUCUCGUAAUUCUAUUCCAGUAGCGAAUUUGCAUCGUCGUUUGAAGGAUUAAGUAUUGAACGUGGCGUAGUCUUCGUUUGUGUCAGUUUGGUAUUGUCUUGAGUUAAAGCUUAUGUGAUACUUGAAUAUAUGUCUUUGCGAUUUAAAAAUUGCGAUUUGGUUGUAAUAAAACAUAAAUUACGAUCUUAAAAUUUUAAGUCGGUUGCAGAAUGUGUUCAGUAAAUUUAUAAUAAAAAGUAUGUCGGUUUGAUAUUUCAUUAUAGAAUUUCUGAGUGGUGUAAUCUCUUUCAACUUAAAAAACGAUCUUUAAAAUCAAACUGUAUAGCUCAUGUGUAUCAGGUGAUGUAGCAAUAAGCUAACAAUGAGAUACAUGUAAUGUUCUUUCAUGUAAUGUUCUUGUAUAAUUACAAUUUUUAUUGUAAAGCAGUUAAUUUAUUAAAUAUGAUACAUUUUGUCUUACAUUAGAAAGCUUCACAUGUAUAUUUGAAAAAGGUUGUACUUUGAAAGUGUGUUCUUGUCUUAAUGAAAAUAAACCAUUUGUUGUAAAAAAUAUGUCUGUAGAGUAUGAAAAUAGUAUCAAAGUCAUGAUGUAAUAGCAACAUGUUUUGUAAAAACCAAAGCGUUUUGAACAUGGCUGCUCUUCACAAUCUUAGCACCUUGAUGUUUUAAAUGUGUGAUAAUUCGUCCAAACCUCCAGUGUCUAAUUUUCAUUUAAGUUUAAUUAUGUGUACCUGUUCAGCAUGACGUUAAACAAUUACGUCGGUUAAGUUUAUUCAAGUUAGCAGAUGUUUAAUAUUACCAACAGUUGUUUAAUAUUAUCAGCAAGUAUCUUGUAAAACGUAAUAUUUUUGUUAACGUGUGAUCAAGUGUUCCUAUUUUCCAUAGUUUAUUGUUAUCAAUAUUGUUAUCUAUAUUUUCCAGAAAAAAUGUAUGAACGUAAAUAUUAAAUCAUAUAAAAUAAAUAUACGAAACUAAA
Messenger RNA from Dreissena polymorpha, 2438 nucleotides. Its product is annotated as serine/threonine-protein kinase SBK1-like. Lineage: Eukaryota; Metazoa; Mollusca; Bivalvia; Myida; Dreissenidae. The record is from RefSeq and is a predicted model, not a curated record. Bases 310 to 1350 code for a protein of 346 amino acids. The transcript has 2 exons. Gene Ontology annotation, molecular function: protein serine/threonine kinase activity; ATP binding. Gene Ontology annotation, biological process: peptidyl-serine phosphorylation; peptidyl-threonine phosphorylation.